AACAUCAACCCCCCCCCCCCCCAGUCAAACAGCGGGAGGAGGAGGGCAAGCAGGACCCAGAAGGGGGGAGAUAAAACCCAGAGGGAGUGGAAAGGGACGUGAGAGUGGAGGAGAGACGAGAAAGUGUGUAAGAGUGUGUGUGUGUGUGUGUGUGUGUGUGGUGGGCUCCGCCAGCAUGUCGGGGGAGCGCCCCCAGGCUGACGGUGGCAGCGCCGGCGGUGCGUGUGCCAGCGCCGACCCAGAGCCCAGCCUCGGUGCUGGUUCUGAGGGUGCAGUGCGGCCCAUCGGGGCGGAGGGCCUGGUGUCGCUGCUGGAGGGCGGGCUGGACCACGUGCUGCUGAUUGACAGCAGGCCCUUCGUGGACUACAACGCCUCGCACAUCCUAGAGGCGGUCAACGUCAACUGCUCCAAGCUGAUGAAGCGCCGACUGCAGCAGGACAAGGUGCAGAUCAAUGAGCUGCUGCAGCACUCAGCCAAGAAGAAGUUGGAGCUGCAAGGUGGACAGGAAGUGGUCGUGUACGAUCAGAGCUCCUCCAAUCCCGCGUCCUUGUCAUCGGAGGGCUUCCUCAGCGUGCUAUUGGCUAAGCUCGAGAAGAGUUUCCCGUCUGUCCAUCUGCUGUCAGGUGGUUUUCUGGAGUUCUCCCACCUGUUCCCUGGGCUGUGUGAGGGGAAGUCUGCGCUGGUGCCCUCGUGCGUCUCUCAGCCGUGUGUGCCGGUGAUGAGCGUGGGGCCCACCCGCAUCCUGCCCCACCUCUACCUGGGCUGCCAGAGGGACGUCCUCAACAAGGAACUGAUGCAGCAGAACGACAUCGCUUAUGUUCUCAACGCCAGCAACACCUGCCCCAAGCCCGACUUCAUCCCGGAGUCGCAUUUCCUGCGCGUGCCCGUCAAUGACAGCUUCUGCGAGAAGAUUCUCCCCUGGCUGGACAAGUCGGUGGAGUUCAUCGAGAAAGCCAAGGCUUGCAACGCCAGGGUUCUGGUCCACUGCCUGGCUGGCAUCUCCCGCUCAGCCACCAUCGCCAUCGCCUACAUCAUGAAGAGGAUGGACAUGUCCCUGGACGAGGCCUACAGGUUCGUGAAGGAGAAGAGGCCCACCAUCUCACCCAACUUCAACUUCCUGGGCCAGCUGCUGGACUUUGAGAAGAAGAUCAAGAGUCCCACAGACAGUUCGCCCAAGCCCACCACCUCCACCUCCACCUCCACCUCCGGCUGCAUCUCCUGUGAGGAGGCCCCGGCCGGAGUGCCGGAGGUGGUCUGUGUCCCCCCUUCCGCCGCCGCAGUGGCAGCGGACAUCCCCGAGGAGGCGUCUGCGGAGGAGGCGUCUGAGGAGGAGGCCCUAACGUUCCCUUGCGUGUUAGCGGGCGUCCGCGAGGAGCAGCUCCUGGCCCAGGCCCUGUGCAGUCUGCAGCUGGGCGAAGGGGUGGAGGAGAGUGCCCGGCUCAAGCGCUCCUUCUCCCUGGACAUCAAGUCGUACGGAGAGACGAGCUCUGCUGCCGUAGGUGGUGUCGGCGGCGGUGUCGGUGGAAGCUCUGUUGGCUUGCGAGGGUUUUCAGCACACGGCACCGCCGGCGACGCCCCAGAGGGCUACUACAAGCCGUCGGGCUUCAAGGAGCCGGCCAGCAAGCCCUGCCAGUUCUCCCCGGUGGAGGAGGUGUCGGAGCAGUCCACGCCGGAGCAGAGCCCAGACAAGGAGCAGGCCGACGGGCCCACGGCGAGCACCGCCUGCACCUCCACCAGCACCACCAUUAGCAGCAGCAGCAGUAGCAGCAAAGCUGCCCCCAAACAGCCCAAACCCCCUCCGGCCGCGGCUGCGUGCUCCCAGCAGCCUUUGCAGCGUAGUGGCAGCAUGGAAGGCAACAGCCCCAACGCGAGUGCCAGUGCCAGUUUUAGUGCCAGUGCCAGUGCCAGUUUUAGUGCCAGUGCCAGUGCCGCCAGCUUCCUAUACGGCCUGUCGCGGAGCCAGCAGCACCUGGCCAAGCCAGCGCCCGGGCACAGUCAGGGGCACAGGCAUGGUGCAGCUCUUAAAGGCUGGCACUCGGACAUCCUGCUGGGGCCUGUGGCCGUGUCCUCGUCCUCGCUGGCGGGUGGCUGGUACCUCUCCCACGAGUCGGCAGCGCGCUUCUACUCCACGUCGGCCAUCUUCAGCGCCGCGUACGGUUGCGGCGGCGGCGGGGGAAGUGGCGGUGUGGGUCCGGGGCUGGAGGCGGUGAGGAGGCGCGGGCGCCAGCGGAGCGGGGACCAUGGCGACUCGCGGCGCAGCUGGCACGAGGAGAGCACCUUCGAGAAGCAGCUGAAGCGGCGCUCCUGCCAGAUGGAGUUCGGCGACGGCAUGUCGGAGAGCCGCUCUCGUGAGGAGCUCGUCAAAGUGGGCAGCCAGUCCAGCUUCUCGGGGAGCAUGGAGAUCAUUGAGGUGUCCUGAGAGGAGGCUGGUUGGCCGGCUGGGUCGGGGGUCGGGUUGGGGUGGGUUGUUGUGGUGCAUCCACCCAUAUAAACUUGUCCACAGACUAGGCCUCUGAAAGGGAAGAAAACUGGUGUUGUAUUAUCUGGCGCAAUUUGCGUUUGGUUUUUGUUUUGCGAGCCGUUUUUUCAGUCGGUAUUUUCAAGUGAAGUGGCUAAAUAAUUUUGCAUAGUGGACAGAUUUAUUUUUCUCCUUUUUUAGAAAAAACAAAAACAAAACAAAACUGACCGUGGUGGGUUUUGUAAUGGCCUUGUGAUAAUCUACAUAAGAACUUGCACCUAAAAACAGCUGCACAUUACAGAAUGUUGAAAAGAGAACGCAUUCAAACAUGUUUAGAUUAUUUUUUCAUUAUUUUUUCAUAGUUGUUUGUUUUAACUGAGGACUGAGCCUGAUAUUUGUCUGUGGAUGAGUGUUGCUUAUAACUUUCGUUUCAAUUCUUUUUUUUUAUAUAUUUUAUCCAACCCCACAUUUUUGUCAGACACUCUUACUCAAACUUGGAGCCUGAACCGAAGCAUGAAUGAAUGAAGUUGAAACAAGACUGACGAUUCUUUUUUUUUUGUCCACUCUUUUUCCAUUUUUGUUUCCUGAUUCUCUCCCAAGGGUGGCUAAGUAGCAGAUAUACAGUACCUCACCAAUCCAAAUCAAGGGGUUCAUUUUUUCUUUUUAUUUCAUAACAUUUGUUUUCCUUUUCUUUUAUUGUAAUGUGUUGCUCAUUGACAAUUACAAUCUCAGGUCUUCUAUCGAGCAGUAGGAACAAAAACGAAUGAAGAGAUCCCCAACUGAGAUGGUAGCGGGUGUUUUGUGCUUUUUGUUUUCUUCUUAUGAGGUGACAGAUUUUGAAAAAAAGGUUUGGUGAAAUGAAAUGCCUGUAUAGAAAGCUUUUCAAAACUUUCUUCCCUUUUUGGACUGAUCCUAGAUCAGCAAGCCUACAGAGGACAAGUGAAAAAAAAGUUUCUCUCCAGAGGAGUGUUUGAAUGUGGAUCAGUGUUUUAAAGGGAAAAAAAAGAGGUAAAACCGGACAGGUGUUCUCACCUGUCUUGCACAGGCAGAAAGAGGGUUUGUUUAGUAAGUGGUAGAGAAAGAGUCGGGAACUCUUGUUCAAAGAUACUUCAUAGUGCAAAUUCAGGUGUGUACUUCAUGGCAUCAAUGCGGAUGGCUAUGAAUUGUUGUCUGACACCAACCUCAUGCAGAGUGUGAAGUGAUGAUCGCAGUGUGUCGCUCUUUGCAGUCAUCUUCGCAUAAUAAUUAUUGCACUAUCAUGGUUUGAGAAUUGUUCUAGUUGCGGGGGAAAGAGUUUUUUUUUUAAAGUUAGCUUUUGAUUCGAGCAGCUUAGCACUGCUGUUUUUGAUUGAGAAAAAUGAUGCUGUGCUUUCAGAGUGACUGUGCCUGUUGGUUUAUGGCAGGGAAUCAAAAAAGGACCUUCCUUUUAAUGUUACCACUAUUUGCCUUAAGAUAAUAUCAUCAGGAUUUUAUGUUCUUCCUUUUUAGCCACACAAGCGACAGGUGUUGCAGUCAGGAAAUGAUUUGAGGAAGCUGAUCAGUGAGUGUCAAUGUUUGACAUUUCACAACAAAACAAAACAAAACAACUUUAGGGAAGAUUAUUGAGAGGGUGAACAGGAUCCAAACAGCAGAGCCAGCGAUGCUAUUGGCGGUUGGAGAUAACAUCAGAAGUGCUUCCUCUUCUUUCCAUUGGUCAGAAAAACACCCUCAUGGUUCAACGGAACACCAUCUGAAAAACAAUCAGCAAUCAAACCCCAUAGUCAAACAAAAAAAAGUGAACUUAGUGAAUGUCAAAUGUCCCCAAAAUUAAGGAAAUGAGGACUUUCUAUGUGAACUCACGUGAGAAUGUGGUACACUGGUGUAAAGGAACAAUUGACAGGGAAAUGUAAAUUCAAAUGACUAAAUAUUAUGACCCUUUGAAACGAACACAGAAUGGAAUUCAAAACAAUUUCAACCCAGUUAGGACCCUUAAUGCCGUGUCAUGGUGUCUGAACUUAUGAUUGGAGCGGUUUCACUUGAAACCAUUGCAUAGGAGGACACCUCCAAAAAUAUGAUCUUCAGGUUGUAGUGGAAAUAGAUCUGAUACACCAGCAACUGAAGUUUGAAGGGACAUCUCUCCUCCUAAAAUAGUGUGUUCCUCUUCUCAGUCCCUCUAGUCUUAACAGAAAUCCUCUCCUCAAAUGAAGAUCCACUCCUCCAUGAAGAUGUCCUUCAUCACAGCCACCAAAAUAUCACCACACGAUUUUCUUUUUAAAACACUGUUGGUGCUGUUUUAUUUUAUUACUGACGAUACUUGUCAGCAGUGUUUAUUGACAUGGCGGUCCACGGGGUAAUAUUCCCUGCUGAAGGCACAGGGAUCCACAGCUGACAUGACUUGUCCCUUUCACACUGUCAUUUAAUCAGCCUCGUUGUUUCACCCUUCAUCGUCAUCCUCCAGAAGCUUCAAGAUGGCUGUUUAAGUUAUCAAGUCUACAGUGGCAGCAGUAUUAUUUCCUGCAUUUGUGUAAUCCAUCUAGCGACUUACAGCUCAGCGAAUGAGAGCGGAGUUAGUUGGUCUGUCAGCUGGAAAGAGGCAGGGUUUAAGUUAUGUCCAGGGUGUACUGACAAAAAGCAUGUUUUUGAAUGAAGUUGUAUGAAAUAGAGCACGACUACAUCUUGGACUUUGGGGUUUUAACACUCUGGCUAUUGAAAACAGUCAAACAUUACCAUAAGUAAGUCGGAACUUGCAACCGCAGUGCUCAAAUAUAUUUGAAACUCAUCUUGAUUUCUGACAAGUAAAGGUUGAAAGGAAUAGCAUAUACUCCAGAGGGUGAAACUCUUGCAAUCUCCCCAAUUUUCCUGUGCCUGCCUGUCUAUUGUAUGUCAUUCUUUUUAUAUUACUGUUUUAUUUAGUAGAUUUUUUUUCUUUUUUAAAAGAAAAGAAGGGAUUUGAGUCGAGAAGUAACAGUUCCAUUUAAUUGAAGGCUUCCCCAAAGCUGUGAACAGAACGAGGGACUUCACACAGAUGGAAGUCUGUAUGUCUGUGUUUUAUUUUGUAAAACUGUGUAUGUAAGUAACUCUGUAUAGACAUUUGAGGUUUGCAAAAAGGCAGUGUUGUUCAGGUUGACCGCUUCUCUCGAAAGACGAACAGCAGACAAGACAAACCACCAGGUAACUGCAAGGUCACUUGGAAGGUCAGGGCAGAGGGAUACACUGAGAGCUGAUGACUGAAAAGUUUUUGGAAGGUACAGGUCUGUAUGUAGCACAGGGUGAUCGCUGGUAGUCUAAAGCAUCACAUCCAAAUUCCAAUAUCUAUUGCCAAUAAAUGUAAGCAAUGAACCAUUGAUUUUUUUUUUGUGAUUAAUGUUAUGGAUUUAUAAAAAAGCUGACAAUACUGUACAGCAUCUGGAAAACAGAGAUGGUACCUGUGUGGUGUGUGCAAGGAGGCCUCUGGCAGCGUUUGAGAAUAUAGUUUGCUUUUCUUUUCAGCAGCGCGAACAGAUUUCCAUAUUUUAUGAAGUUCAUAUUGAUGAGCAUUAGUUGUAUGUUGACUGUUGAAAUAAAGGUUGAAACGGUACUCAA
Molecule: messenger RNA, 6019 nt
Organism: Clupea harengus (Atlantic herring)
Lineage: Eukaryota; Metazoa; Chordata; Actinopteri; Clupeiformes; Clupeidae
Gene: dusp16
Product: dual specificity phosphatase 16
Biological process (GO): negative regulation of MAPK cascade; peptidyl-tyrosine dephosphorylation
Cellular component (GO): nucleus; cytoplasm
Molecular function (GO): MAP kinase tyrosine/serine/threonine phosphatase activity; protein tyrosine/threonine phosphatase activity; MAP kinase tyrosine phosphatase activity
Source: RefSeq, a predicted model, not a curated record